AGAGGAAGAACACUCUGUAGUAUUGAAGCAGUCAAUGGAUUUCAGGUUUGUUUGUGAAAUGAAAGUGAAUGCUGCUUAGCGCACCUUGUCCCAAGUAAAUAUUUAUCUAAAAAUAACUCAACACAAGGAAAUCAUUAUUGGCCUCCACCCUUUUUUACCUCCCUCACCUCCUCCUGAUGUUUGGGCAAAAACAAACACAUUUAGAGCCAAUACAGGGAAAGGCAUACAGAGGGGCUGUAUAUAUUGAGCAGCCUGCAGGGCUUUUGGUUCCUUUCACAGCAGCACAACGUGGGCCACUGUGUCCUGUACGCUGGCCGCAGACAUGGCACGCCUGGCCCUCCCUGUCUUCCUCCUCCUCAGCUUCUCCUUGCUCCACAUCUGCAACAGUGGUCCGUCUCGCACCAGGAAGGCUGUUUCACCUCGCCAGUCUGGAGCUACAGAGGAGGAGGAUGUGAUGUCACAGAUCCAGAGGUUGUGGCAGGAGGUGAAUUCUCUGAAAGAGAUGCUGGCACUGCAGACAGUGUGUCUCCGGGGCAUCAAAGUUCAUAGAAAGUGUUAUCUUACAAUUGAGGAACCCAAACAUUACCAUGAAGCAAAUGAAGACUGCAUUGCACAAGGUGGAACUCUUGCAACACCGCGGGACAUGUUGGAAAACAAUGAACUGAGAGACUAUGCAAAGAGGAGUGCUCCCGGGUCCAAGGACUUCUGGAUCGGUGUGGCAGACAUAGUGAAAGAAGGCCAGUAUGUCGAUGUCAACAGCCAGCCAGUCCACUUCUUUAACUGGGAUCGCUCCAAGAAGCAGCCCACAGGAACGAAGAGGGAGAGCUGUGUUGCUCUUUCAGUGGCUGCACAAGGAAAGUGGUAUGAUGAGGUGUGUCGCAGCCUGAAAAAGUACAUCUGUGAAUAUGUCAUUCCCUGAAGCCAGAAGUGGAAAGAAGAAAUUAAAUAAAAGGAUGUUGACAAUUUGAUGCAGGUUUAUUUGACUAGAACUUUACAAAAACCUGUUGUCUAUGAUAGGAAGAUUUUUUUUCUCUGUGGUUAUUAAUUGGGUUCUAAAACAAUCCUAAUAUUCAAAUUAGUAACUAUAGGUGGAUUUUAUAUGAGUUCUCUGUGAUACAAGAACUUUAUCUUCACAUGAAGCAAUUCCCAAUGGCUCGGACAUCGACUGAGCAGAUCAUGAAAUUAAAAAUUAUGAGUGAAAUUUCACUGAAAUAAACAAUAUAAGCUUC
This is a messenger RNA of Oreochromis niloticus (Nile tilapia), 1229 nucleotides long. It is a transcript of the gene clec3a, whose product is annotated as C-type lectin domain family 3, member A. The coding region runs from base 323 to 919 and encodes 198 amino acids. The record is from RefSeq and is a predicted model, not a curated record. The transcript is spliced from 3 exons. Lineage: Eukaryota; Metazoa; Chordata; Actinopteri; Cichliformes; Cichlidae. Gene Ontology annotation, biological process: ossification.